GACCGUCGGAAAGAGCCCUGUCACUUGCUUUAAGCUGGUGUGACGGACGCAGAAAAAGGAGGGAGACACUUUACGAACGAAAAUAUGCUGAAUCCCGUGAUCCCGUACCACUUGGCGAGUCUCGGUCUAUUUCGACCGGUCUCUCUGGAAGGUCAGGGCCGCGUCAACCAGUUAGGAGGGGUGUUCAUCAACGGCCGCCCCUUGCCCAACCACAUCCGCCUGAAGAUCGUGGAGCUCGCCGCCCAGGGGGUGCGGCCGUGCGUCAUCAGUCGCCAACUCCGCGUCUCCCACGGGUGCGUCUCCAAAAUUCUUCAGCGGUACCAGGAAACGGGAAGCAUUCGUCCAGGAGUUAUCGGCGGGAGUAAGCCGCGCGUAGCAACACCGGAAGUGGAAAAGCGGGUGGAGACGUAUAAGCGCGAGAAUCCGGGGAUCUUCUCGUGGGAGAUCCGCGAUCGUCUGCUCAAGGAGAGAGUCUGCGACAGAGGCAGCGUGCCCAGCGUCAGCUCCAUCAGCCGGGUACUCAGGACCAAGGUCAAAGGAUCCGACGGAGAGGACGAAGGUGAAGGUCACAGCAGCUCUUCCGGGGGCGAGGCCGAUAAAUCGAGGGAUGAUGGGAACGAGGCUGUCGAUACCAGCGGAGAAAAAUCAGACGAUGAUUCCGAUUGCGACUCAGAACCAGGAUUACAGCUCAAACGAAAACAGCGGCGCAGUCGGACUACUUUCACCGCGGAGCAAUUGGAAGAGCUGGAGCGGGCGUUUGAGAGGACUCACUACCCCGAUAUCUACACGCGAGAGGAACUAGCUCAACGAACGAAACUGACAGAAGCCAGGGUCCAAGUGUGGUUCAGCAACAGACGGGCGAGAUGGAGGAAGCAAGUCGGAACCAAUCAGCUCUCAGCUAUUAAUACGUUUCUGCAAAUGCCACAAGCUGUAAAUAAUGCGCAUCCUCAGUACGUACUUCCGGAAACAGGAUACCAUCUUCCGGCCGCAACAGAGUCGUUUUGGCACAGAGCACCACUGACGCCAUCUUUGCACCAAGCCUUCUCCCACCCACCAUCCUUCAAACCUGAAACGACGUCAUACAGCAGUCUGAUGGAUUCCUACUUAUCACAUUCCGCUCAGGUUCCGUCCUAUUCCAACUUGUCAUCCAAUCAAAACUACAGCACAGCGUGGUCGUCACCUUCCAUCAGCUCCUCGUUGCCAAGCAUCAACUCCUAUCACCAUAGCAACUCCAACUACCCAUAUGACAUCACGAAAUCCAGUCUAGGCCACUCGUCGUUUGUAACUCCAGGCCAGAUGUCGGUAGAAAAAUGCUCAACAGACGACACUCUCGCGACGUUACGUAUGAAGUCACGUGAACAUUCGGCCAUGUUGGGACUCAUGCAGGAAAUGACUCGAACAAACGUGCCAUUUCAAGCUGUGUAAAAUAGAGACUAUUUUCUAAAGAACGAAACGGAUAACAAACAUUAAUAGGGAUGGUGCUACUGUAAAUAGUUUAAACAAUUGUACAUCGGUUAAGUCUUUGUGAUAUUUUUUUUUACACAUAAUUAUAUAAAAUAAAUGAAAAUAUUAGA
This is a messenger RNA of Gigantopelta aegis, 1574 nucleotides long. Its product is annotated as paired box protein Pax-7-like. NCBI's taxonomy places the organism in Eukaryota, Metazoa, Mollusca, Gastropoda, Neomphalida, Peltospiridae. Gene Ontology annotation, molecular function: RNA polymerase II cis-regulatory region sequence-specific DNA binding; DNA-binding transcription factor activity, RNA polymerase II-specific. Gene Ontology annotation, biological process: regulation of transcription by RNA polymerase II; anatomical structure development. The transcript has 6 exons. The record is from RefSeq and is a predicted model, not a curated record. Bases 85 to 1425 code for a protein of 446 amino acids.